Molecule: messenger RNA, 3556 nt
Organism: Anguilla anguilla (European eel)
Lineage: Eukaryota; Metazoa; Chordata; Actinopteri; Anguilliformes; Anguillidae
Product: centromere protein J
Exons: 17
Coding region: 56-3409 (1117 amino acids)
Biological process (GO): cilium assembly; centriole elongation
Cellular component (GO): centrosome; nucleus; centriole
Molecular function (GO): tubulin binding
Source: RefSeq, a predicted model, not a curated record
GGGGCUGGUUACCACUGCUGUAAAGAGUGCCUUCUGCUGUUUGCCCGCAGGCCUGAUGUUGUCUCCACCACUCUCAGCACAGUGGUUUGCCCAGCCGGCUCCGCUGGUUCCUGCAGGGGAUGCCGUCGCCGUCGGGUGCGACAUUCCGAAUUCCAAAGGGGCCGCCGCCGUUUCACCGAACGCUGCUGCUCCCCUUUCACCCGGGGUCGGAUUUCACCCCGAGGCAGCGCAGGGCGGUCCCGUUCCGACAGGCCAUUGCUCGGUAUCUCGUGUUUUAGAUGAGGCAGUUCCUGAGAAGGAUGAGGUAGAUCUCAGAAACCUCUCUCCUAUCAAAGAGGAAGGCCCUGAGGUGGGUGAAGACCUCUGUCCCAUCACUCCUUUUGGGAUAAGGAGAAAGCCUCCAGCCAACCCUGAGGAGAGACCCAUUCGACCUGCAGUCGGAGUGCGGCAGAAAACCUUUGAGGAAUUUCUUGAAGAACAGCUGAAAGCGGAUCAAGACAUUCUGCAAAAAGAAAAACAGGAAAGGAAAGAGGUACAAGCGCUGGAAAGUAAGUAUUUCCUGAGGAAAGGAGAAGGAAUGUUCCGGACUGAGAAAAGCAGGGACGACCUUCAGAGGGGCCAGAGGCGAGCAUCCCUCGUCCCUCCCCCCAGGAGAGUGAGUCUCUCGGGCCGGGAGAGACGUCUGUCGGCACCCUGUCUGCACAACGUGGAGGAGGGGGAGGUGGACGGAAACCCCCCUCCCGGUCAGGCGAGGGGUAGCCCGGCCCCGCUGAUGACGGCCGACGGGUCAAGCGAACGAAUCGGAGCAGACCUCGCUCCUCAACCGGAGAGCGAUGUCAAACUUGAGGUAACGCCGCAGAGCAAUUCCGCAGAAAGCAUUGUUCUGAACUAUAGUGCAACGGAGGCUCCUCCUCCUACGAAAAUACCUGAUGACGUGGGGUUGCACCGACGCCUGUGUGUGGCUGAAAGGGACUGCACCGGCACUACUCAAAGGCCAGGGGGCACUAAUGAGUCACAGAGGUCGCAGUCCUUUGACCUGUCUGACAGGGAGUGGGUUUCCUCCAGAGGCCGGCAUCAUUCUAAGGACAGUCCUCACGUUGGCCCGUUGAGACCAAGCGUCGGGUUCAAAAAAGUCAACGACCACAUUGUAAGGAUUUCUGCAGAAUCAAGCCUUGCGACAGUUUGCAGGGAUGAGAUGAGUGACACCCAGGGUGGUUGGGAGGGGAGGGGCCUGGCCACAGAGACCAAUGGGGGUCCUCCUCGGUCUCCGCCCCCGAGUAGCUCCGGCAGCGAGGCGGACCCCGUGCGCCAACCCCGCGAGCUGGCUGCCUUCCAGGCCCCGCCUACGCCGGGACACAAGGACCAGAACCUGGACCUGUCUGAGGAUGACUACGCCAGCGAUGCCCCUAGCGAGGCAGAAGGGCCCCGGGGCCCCAGCGGCCCUCACGGCCCCGCCCUCCUCCAGAAGCUUCUCAGCAGCAGCAGCAGCAGCAGCUCCAGCAGCGACGAAGAGGAGCUUGUGGCCUUACACGGGCGGACAGCAGCGGCUCGGCCGCCGCACGCUAAGAAUUCUGGGAAAGCCGCCGUGGAGAGGAGAGCCCGUACGCGGCAGGCCCCUGCCAGACGUGGAGCCAAGGGGAAGCCGAAUCCCCCUCCCACCGCAGAGCUCGUACCGAGCCCGUUCCCCGUUGCAAAGACCGAAAUCAAAGAACCGGCUCACAGCGCACGCUGUGAUAGGUCACUGGGUUCCGGGGACAGCCAGUGUGGAAAUGAAUCCAUGUUGAUGUUGAGACAUGAGAAGGACCCUAUCCUGAGAGUCAAAGCAGAAAUGGACCAUGCUGCAGUACUGGAAAAAAUGAAAGAAGAACAAAGCAAAGCUUUGCAGUUUCUCAGGGAGAAAAUGGAUAGAUCUGAGUAUGAAAAAAGAGAUGACCUCAGUGAACGUGGACACACAUGCGCUCUCAAUGAAAGUCAGGUUUCAAGGAAAGAACCAGUAAUCCCUAAUAUGGAUUUACAGGAGCUGAGGCUGCAGAUGCUGGCCCUGCAGGAGCAGUUCAAGCAGAGGGAGUCCCACUGGCAGCUGACUCACGAGCGGCUGCGGGACCAGCUGGAGGCCGUGACCAGAGAGAAUGCGGAGCUGAGAAGAGAGUGCACUGUUUCUGGAGCACACCACCAAGAGGCCCGGAGGACUAACGACAUGCUGCCCAGGCCUCACAGCAGAACAGAGACCAUGCUGUCUGAAGCCGUAGUUUCGGGCACCUGUCAGGUGAAGAGGGAGGAGAGGACUUCCGCCCGCCCCAGUCGCAGCUGCACCCCUGUCGGAAGAAAGUUGCGGGUCGACAGUUCGCCAUCAGCAAAGCCUGAGGGCCAGAGGAGAGAGCGAAGGGAAUCUGUGGGAUCAGUGCCCGGGGCUUUAUCUGACAAAGGUCCACCCGCUCCCCGCACCCGAAGUAGCACGCCGGUGUUCAACAGACCUCCCAUCCAGAAGAGGGCAGCGCCCAUUUCCACUAACUCAAGGACAAAGGGACCUGCAUCACCUUCCACAAGACAGCAGUCCUCCAAUUUUGGAAGCUCUCAGGAUACUGAGACACCCUGCAGUCCUGAGAGACCCUCUUCCAAACAGCACAGCAGCCGUAAAGAAAAGGGCGUGUCCGGGCAAGGGGAGCACCCACCAAUGCCGAGGGCUGACAGGUGCCAGAGCUCCGCCCACAGCGGCAGACGCACGCCAACAGCGAGGAGAUCGGCAUCCUCAGAGCCUGAACACAGGGAAACCAGACACAAUCCUGACGCACCGAGGUUGUCAGCUUCAAACGUGGCGCACAAGGGGCCUGACGAUGAGUUGAGGGAGGAAAUACGUUAUCCAGAUGGCAAGAUAGAGCGGCUUUUCGCAAACGGCCGUCGCACCGUCGUAUUCCGUAACGGAACAAAAAAGGAGAUCUCUGCAGACGGGAAGUCGAUCACGGUCACGUUCUUCAAUGGCGACGUCAAGCAGAUUCUGGCUGACGAGAAGGAGGUUUACUAUUACGCUGAUGCACAGGCGACCCACACCACUUACCCAGAUGGUCUUGAGGUCCUAAAAUUUCCAAACAACCAGAUUGAGAAACAUCACCCCAAUGGCACAAGCGAGAUCAUUUUCCCAGAUCAGACCGUCAAGUAUGUCUACCCCGAUGGCCGCGAGGAGAGUGUCUUUCCUGACGGAACCAUAGUGAAGCUUGCCAGGAACGGGGAAAAGACAUUAGAGUUCAGCAAUGGACAACGGGAGAUCCACACUUCGCAGUACAAGAGAAGAGAAUAUCCAGACGGGACUGUGAAGACAGUCUAUUCAAACGGAAGACAGGAGACCAAGUAUUCUUCAGGAAGGGUACGCAUUAAGGACAACGAUGGCACAAUGAUCAUGGACAAGAACUAAGUGAAGAGACAUCAGUUUUGAUGUCCGGUGUGUGCUUUUUUUUCAGAAAUUUCCAAUUAUGUUUGUUUUUCAGACCUAAUCAAUUGAACAAUUUCAGAAUGUGGCUUUAUUUAUUGUAGGUCUUGUGCAUUUUGUAUUUUUUUGAAA